CAAUGUUAACUUGUGUUUCCUUUGAAUGUUGAUUGUAAUUGGAAACAAUUUAAAUUGUUUGUCUUUUCUUUCCUUAAAUUAUUAUUAUCAUUUCUAAGAACUAACAAUCAAUCAUGUUAAUCACUCGUCUUUGUAAUCAUCAGGUAAUUUUAUCUAAAUCAUUGACAUCGGGUUUUGCCAGGCCAUCUUUUUUUAGAAAUUUGAUUAAUCGUCGAGGAUCAACUUCGAUAACACCUUCGGCUGAGCCUUAUAAUAAAUUUAUUGGACCCAAAGAGCGAAAGAGAAUCGGAAAAUGGUUGCUUUGUGUCGCCGGUGCUUCGUUUGGUACCGUUGUUAUUGGAGGAAUCACUCGAUUAACCCGAUCAGGUUUAUCGAUGGUUGAUUGGCACCCGUUCAAAGAGUUUCCACCUUUUACCAAGUCAAGGUGGGAAGCGGAAUGAAAAUAUAAACAAUUCCCCGAGUUUCAGUUAGCAAAUCAAGAUAUGACUUUGGAACAAUUUAAGAAAAUUUGGUUGGUAGAAUUUCUUCAUCGAUCCAUGGGAAGAGUAACUGGGUUGGUUUACUUAGUGCCGUUUACGUACUUUUGGUUAUUCAGAGAGUUACCUCGACCUUUGAUGCAUAAAUUGUUUGGUAUUUUAGGAUUACUUUUGUGUCAGGGUUAUCUUGGUUGGUAUAUGGUUAAAAGUGGCCUCGAAGAAGAGACCGCAAAGAAAUACAGUCACCCACAUGUUAGUCAUUACAGAUUAGCCGCUCAUUUAGGUACAGCAUUUGUUUUCUAUUCAUUGGUACUUUCAACGGCAUUUGAAUUUCUCUUGCCACCACAAAAGGUGUCCAUAACUGCAAGACACUUAUUUUUCCGUAAGAGUUUGGUUGGUUUAACUGGGUUGAUCUUUGUCACUGCAAUUUCGGGUGCGUUUGUUGCUGGUUUAGAGGCAGGAUUAGUUUACAAUUCGUGGCCCAAGAUGGCUGAUCGUUGGAUCCCUGACAUUGAUGCUAAAGAUCCUUGGUACGCUAAUAUCACCGAAAAUCCAACAACUGCUCAAUUUGACCACCGCCUUCUGGCUCAUACCGUCGUACUCAGUGUUCUUGGUCUUUGGCUUUACUCUCGGCGUCUCAAUUUACCACCUCGUUCUAGACUUGCCAUGAAUGUUUUUCUUGGAGCUGCAGUGGCACAAGUCACUUUGGGAGUAGUCACUUUACUUACCUAUGUACCUAAACAUUUAGCGUCUUUACACCAGGCUGGAGCACUCGGAUUACUUUCCUCUGCCAUUUGGGCGACACAUGAAUCAAAACUUUUUAGAUUGAUACCGAAAUGAUAAAUCGAUGACUAAUAUA
This is a messenger RNA of Panonychus citri (citrus red mite), 1335 nucleotides long. Its product is annotated as cytochrome c oxidase assembly protein COX15 homolog. The record is from RefSeq and is a predicted model, not a curated record. Gene Ontology annotation, cellular component: mitochondrial inner membrane. Lineage: Eukaryota; Metazoa; Arthropoda; Arachnida; Trombidiformes; Tetranychidae. Gene Ontology annotation, biological process: heme A biosynthetic process. Gene Ontology annotation, molecular function: oxidoreductase activity, acting on NAD(P)H, heme protein as acceptor.